Messenger RNA from Mesocricetus auratus (golden hamster), 592 nucleotides. RefSeq names its product growth hormone releasing hormone (gene Ghrh). Bases 140 to 463 code for a protein of 107 amino acids. Gene Ontology annotation, cellular component: extracellular region; terminal bouton; perikaryon. Gene Ontology annotation, molecular function: neuropeptide hormone activity; growth hormone-releasing hormone receptor binding; growth hormone-releasing hormone activity. The record is from RefSeq and is a predicted model, not a curated record. The transcript has 5 exons. Gene Ontology annotation, biological process: growth hormone secretion; positive regulation of multicellular organism growth; positive regulation of growth hormone secretion. NCBI's taxonomy places the organism in Eukaryota, Metazoa, Chordata, Mammalia, Rodentia, Cricetidae.
UCUGCUGGCCUGGGAAGCAGGGGCCCAUUCUGAAGCUGUUUUGAUGGAGGAUGGUGUGAGAAAUCCCUUCUUGGCUCUGGUGUUGGCUAUGAACUGAGGAUGACAGUGGCUGCUCUGAAGUCCCACCCAGGGGCGAAGGAUGCCACUCUGGGUGUUCUUUGUAAUCCUCACCCUCACCAGUGGCUCCCACUGUUCACCGUCCCCAUCACUGCCCUUCAGGAUUCGUCGAUAUGCAGAUGCCAUCUUUACCAGCAGCUACAGGAAAGUUCUGGGCCAGCUGUCUGCCCGCAAACUGCUCCAGGACAUCAUGAGCAGGCAGCAGGGGGAGAGGAACCAGGAACAAGGACCCAGGGUACGGCUUGGCCGUCAGGUGGACAGCAUGUGGGCAGACCACAGGCAGAUGUCUCUGGAGAGCCUCUUGGCAGCCCUGCUGCAGAAGCACAGCAGGGACUCCCAAGGAUGAAGUCUUCAGCAGAGGCUCCAGCCACCCGUACCUCAAACACAACUGGACCCAGUUACUUCUGCUUCAUUUCUGACCCUCUCCUUCCUGUAAAUACAAUAAAACCCCCAUCCUGAUCUGCAUUUCAACUUC